AUGCUGUUUGUCCGCUUAUUAAAUACCGCUUAUAAGACGACAAAGCAGAAACAAAAUUCAGUAAGUUUGGUUGGACAUCUUUUGAGUUGCCAUUUAUGCAUCAAGUUGAUCAGCCGUUUUCCAGUAAGAGGUGUAGUUGUUGAAUGCUAUGAGCCUGUAAUGCUAAUCGAGUCCAGCUUUUUGUACUACCCUAACAGAGACAAGUAUCUAAAGCCAUAUGUGACAUCCGAGCCUGAGAUUACCUUCACAAAAAGGGAAGCAGAGGAUGAGUGCCUGAUUCUUGCCAGUGAUGGAUUGUGGGACGUCAUAUCAACUGAAAUGGCGUGUGAGGUGGCUAGAGAGUGUCUUCGAGAAGAAAAUCCAACUGGAAACCAUAGUUUCAGGCCUUGGGUCGAAGGUGAUGGUGAAGGAGCAAUAUUUUCUUCCCAAAGUGCAUCAGCAGCAGCGCUGCUUACUCGGCUUGCUCUGGGCCGUAAUAGUUAUGAUAACAUCAGUGUAAUUGUGGUUGAUUUGAAGAGAAAUUAUGCUGGACGAUAG
Nicotiana tabacum (common tobacco) is the source of this 537-nucleotide messenger RNA. The record is from RefSeq and is a predicted model, not a curated record. NCBI's taxonomy places the organism in Eukaryota, Viridiplantae, Streptophyta, Magnoliopsida, Solanales, Solanaceae.